UAGCGCUUUCGUCUUCCUUCCCCAGCUGCUGCCCUGCGACCCUCUUCUCCUCGUCUCCUCCGGCGCCGUCCCUUCUUGCUCCCAUGGUCUCGCUCGCCGUUACCGCCUUGUACUCCCUGGGAACCCAGCUGGCCAGCGCGCCCACGAGCACGAAGACCUCCUUCCAAUGCGCGUGCGUGCGCGUGCCGGCCGGCCAUGGAGCGGAAUUGAAGGCGCUGGCUGCGGAGGCUGAGCAGACGGCGGUGAGCGAGGCGCCAAGAUUCAGGUGGGACGCAUUCGGGUCCGACCUCUCCGAGUCCCAGAAGCGGGCGAUUCGGGGCCUGUCUCCGAAGCUGCCCAACCGCUGCAAGGCCCUGAUGACACGCGUGGUGUGCCUGUCCCCCGGGGAUGAGAACCUUGGUGCGUUGCUCGCGUACUGGGUGAAGGCCAUGAAGCCCAAGAGGGCUGAUUGGUUGCUGGUUCUAAAGGAGCUGAAGGCCAUGGAGAGCACGCUGCUUGCUGAGUUACUGGAGUAUGCAUUGCUGGAGGAUUCAUUCGAAGCAAAUGUUCGCGACUACACCAAGUUGAUCCACAUCCGUGGCAAGCAGAAGCUGCUGCAGAAAGCUGAGGAUGCAUUUCAUGCCAUGAAAGGCAGAGGUUUACCUUGUGAUCAGGUCAUGUUGACUGCACUGAUGGACAUGUACAGCAAGGCUGGAGAUCUCACCCGCGCAAAGGAAAUUUUCGAAGAAAUUGUCUUGCUUGGCCUCCCGCUGGAUAAGCGUGCAUACGGCUCAAUGACCAUGGCUUAUAUCAGGGCUGACAUGUUGGACAAAGCAGAAGAUUUAAUCAAAGAAAUGGAGGAUCAGCAGACAUUUGCAGGAAAGGAAGUUUACAAGGCAUUGCUGAGAGCCUAUUCAUACAAAGGCGAUUCAGGUGGGGCACAACGGAUUUUCGAUGCCAUACAGUUUGCUGGGAUAGUGCCUGACACGAAGCUGUGCGCGCUUCUGGUGAAUGCUUACUGCCUCUCCAGUCGAAUAGAUGAAGCUGUUUGUGUAAUACGGAACAUGAGAAGUGCAGGAGUGAAACCAUGCGACAAAUGCAUUGCCUUGGUACUGCGUGCUUACGAGAAGGUGAACAUGUUAGAAAGUGCGCUAGCAUUUUUGACAGAGCUUGAAGAAAACGGCGUUACAAUUGGCCAAGAGCCUUCUCAGUUGCUGGCAGGAUGGUUCAGAAGACUCGGUGUAGUUCAUGAUGUCCAACAAGUUCUGAAGGACCUCUCAGAGGAGAACAGUAAUAAAAAAAUUGCAGUAUCUUUGGAACAGAAGUGAUCUGCUGAGUAGCCUUCUCAAAAGACAUUGUGACAACUGACAAUGUAUUGCUUAAAAUGAAGUUACACAGCUCU
Molecule: messenger RNA, 1381 nt
Organism: Phragmites australis (common reed)
Lineage: Eukaryota; Viridiplantae; Streptophyta; Magnoliopsida; Poales; Poaceae
Product: pentatricopeptide repeat-containing protein At1g01970
Exons: 2
Coding region: 84-1307 (407 amino acids)
Molecular function (GO): protein binding
Source: RefSeq, a predicted model, not a curated record